AUGGAAAAAGAAUUAUCAAGAUUAAGGAAGGGAAAAAAAUCAACUUUGUUCACAUCAAUUCAAGCUGUCUUGAGUCUUUAUUCUUCAGGUCGAACAACUGGUAUAGUCCUUGAUUCCGGUGAUGGUGUAACUCAUGCUGUACCAGUAUAUGAAGGAUUUGCUCUUCCUCAUGCUAUUCGUAGAGUUGAUAUUGCAGGCCGUGACGUUACAGAAUAUUUACAAUUACUUCUUCGUAGAUCUGGUUAUAAUUUUCAUACCACUGCAGAAAAAGAAGUCGUACGUACCAUAAAAGAAAAGACUUGUUAUGUUGCAAUAAAUCCGAAUAAAGAAGAAAAAGAUACCAGUAGAGAAUUUAGUGAUUAUGUAUUGCCUGAUGGUAAUGUUGUCAAGUUGAAAACUGAAAGAUUUAAAGCACCCGAAAUCUUAUUCAAUCCAGAAUUGAUUGGAGAAGAGUAUGCAGGCGUUCACCAAGUUGUUGUUGAUUCAAUUAAUAGAGUAGAUUUAGAUUUAAGAAAGUCUUUAUUUGCAAAUGUUGUGUUGUCUGGUGGAUCAACACUUUACAAAGAUAUUAAAAUUAAGAUUUAUGCACCUUCAGAAAGAAAAUAUAGUACAUGGAUAGGUGGAUCUAUAUUAGCAGCUCUAAGCACUUUCAAGAAGAUGUGGGUUUCAGCUGAAGAAUAUCAAGAAGAUCCUGAUAUCAUUCAUAAAAAAAGUUUCUAA
This is a messenger RNA of Entrophospora sp. SA101, 720 nucleotides long. NCBI's taxonomy places the organism in Eukaryota, Fungi, Glomeromycota, Glomeromycetes, Entrophosporales, Entrophosporaceae. The record is from the annotation of a GenBank genome assembly.